AUGGCUUGCUACUGUGAUACAAACUCGACCCAGUCAGUUGAAGGAAUGGCUUCACAUAAUGCUGAAAGCUGUUUAGAAUUUUUCAAGCAAAUAGGUCGAUUAAAGCAUAUGAAAAGAACUGGAUGGGUUCUUCGUAAUGUCAGUGAACCUGAAACUAUAUCUGGUCACAUGUACCGGAUGGCCAUUAUAUCAUUUCUUCUUGACGAGAAUGAUAAUGUGAACAGAGAUAGUCAUGAAGUUUCUGCCAUGUCACUGGUUCAUGACAUGGCAGAAAGUACAGUGGGUGACCUCACUCCACACUGUGGGGUCUCGGAGGAAGACAAACACAAACAAGAAGUGGCAGCUAUGGAGCAUUUCAUAACCUUGGUUGGAGAAAAAGCAGGAAAUGAAAUGUUUAAUUUGUUUAUGGAAUAUGAAGAACAGAAAACACCAGAGGCAAAGCUUGUAAAAGAUUUGGAUAAAUUUGACAUGAUCUUGCAAGCUUUUGAGUAUGAGACAAGUCAGGAUCGAAAAGGAUCACUGGAAGAAUUUUUCAAGUCAACUGAAGGCCAAUUUACCCACCCUAAGGUACAGCAGUGGAUUGAAGAAUUGUACAAACAAAGAAGUAAAACGCUUAAUGAACCCGAUGAAUGCUCGUAAUUUAACUAGUAAUUGCUUUGUUGUUAAAGCAAACUGUGGUACUGUUUUGUAUUCUAUGACUCGAAAACCUUUGCUUUUUUUUUGUUUUUGUUUUUACGUAGGUAUGUUUAUUUUCCUUUUUAUAAUGAAAUUUUUUCCAAUCACUGUUUGGUAUGUUUUCUAAUAAGUGAAGAGAUUGUAAAAGCCCAUUGCUUAGCCAUUUCAAAACAAGUAAUAAU
This is a messenger RNA of Procambarus clarkii (red swamp crayfish), 857 nucleotides long. NCBI's taxonomy places the organism in Eukaryota, Metazoa, Arthropoda, Malacostraca, Decapoda, Cambaridae. The record is from RefSeq and is a predicted model, not a curated record.